UAUAUAAAGAAAAAGAAAAAAAAAAAUCACACAGAUUCCCAACGCACCAAUUUAAACGGAAGGGCCAAGGUUCACAGAAAAAAGAGGACGAAGAGCUUAAACAUAGCAUAAUGCAUAAAUCCUUGAUCGUUUCAAUCUAUGUUCUUUACGCUCUGUUCCUUCCAUUAGGCAUGCUAAAAUGCGUUCUUGGCGAAGAAGGGUUCUGUUCUGCCCCACCUGCAUACGCCGAUUCAAGCUCGCAACCUCUCUAUUGGAAAGUUACCAAUCCUACACUUUCCCCCGAACACCUUCAAGACUUACCGGGUUUUACUCGUAGCGUGUAUAAGAGUGAUCAUGCUGUUAUUACUCCUGAAAGUCAUGUCUUCAGCCCCCUACCUGACUGGACUAAUACGCUAGGAGCAUAUCUGAUCACCCCAGCGAUGGGGUCACAAUAUGUAAUGUACUUAGCAAAGAUGCAAGCAAAUUCAAAGUCAGGACUACCUCCAAAAGAUGUUGAGAGGUUCAUAUUCGUGGUUCAGGGUAUGGUGACAUUCACAAAUAUGUCAGGGAUGAGCCACAGGCUGGUGGUGGAUUCAUACGCAUAUCUUCCUGCUGGGUUUGAACAUUCUCUUAUGUGUGACACAUCAGCCACCCUGGUGGUAUUUGAGCGAAGGUAUGCUAAUCUGGAAAGUUUUAUCCCCGAGCCUGUUGUUGGAUCAACGGACAUGCAGCCACUUCUGGAGACUCCAGGCGAGGUGUUUGAGCUCAGGAAACUACUGCCUACAUCAGCUCCUUAUGACUUUAAUAUCCAUAUCAUGGAUUUCCAACCUGGAGAGUAUCUUUAUGUGAAGGAGGUCCAUUAUAAUCAACAUGGCUUGUUGCUUUUAGAGGGACAAGGCAUCUAUCGCUUGGGUGAUUCCUGGUACCCUGUACAAACGGGUGAUGUAAUUUGGAUGGCACCAUUUGUUCCACAGUGGUAUGCAGCACUUGGGAAAACUCGGUCCCGGUAUAUGAUAUACAAGGAUGUGAACAGGAAUCCACUGUAAAGUUUACAAUCAGCAAAAAUGCAAUACAAAGUCAGUUUCAUGAUAUGAUUCCAAGGACAAGGGAACAACUUGUGUUCGAGAAGAGGUAUGAACUUGUCAAAACCAUAGGAGUGCAACUUCUAACUGUAAAAGGUUGUGCUGAGCAAAACCUUUGUCCUGAACUCGGUUCUAUUUAUCAACUUGCUUUUAAGCCAACUGGUGAAUAAUUCUACAAUUCAGUGUGUGCAUAACUACAUCAUGCUGUAGUAAAGAAAAGAGCAGGACUUGGACUUAGUAGGUGUGUCAGAUUUCUAUUUUCCUUUUUCCCUGGACAGUUAUCCGAGAAAUAGUUGAUUAAUAAUCAACAAAUAGUGGCAAAAUGCAUUGUUCAAAUCUCAGAUUGAUGUGAAAUUUGUGUAUGAACAUGUCUUGUGAUGUCCCUAUGUAUGGGAAGGUGUGGCAUGCACAUGUCUCUAUGUAUGAACUUGUCUCUUAUAUUUGUCCAUAUGUAUGUUGACAA
This is a messenger RNA of Macadamia integrifolia, 1524 nucleotides long. Its product is annotated as (S)-ureidoglycine aminohydrolase. Lineage: Eukaryota; Viridiplantae; Streptophyta; Magnoliopsida; Proteales; Proteaceae. The transcript is spliced from 13 exons. The record is from RefSeq and is a predicted model, not a curated record. Gene Ontology annotation, molecular function: ureidoglycine aminohydrolase activity. Bases 111 to 1025 code for a protein of 304 amino acids.